CUUCAUCAGUCGACAUUCGACCGUGCAACGCGACCUACUACCAGUUAGAGCGUCCUCGUGAUUUGCGCUUAUACCGCAACUAUAGUUAUUCGCGAUAGUAACAAGGGGAAAAACUGAACGGUAUAUAGAGUCCGUCAGCAACAACAUCUAUGCUUGCGCUAAUUUAUUUUUUUUAAUUCUUAAUUAUUUUUCUUUUUCUCCUAACGUUAAUCAUAACUUUAAUUCAAUGUUUCUCUAAACAAUAAUAAUAAUAGUAAUAAUAAUAGUAACAACAAUUCGAAUAAAAGUUUUUUAGCGCGAAUUUACGGCUAUAUUUGUGUGAUUUUGAAAAUUUUUCAAUACGAUCGAAAAAGAAAAAUACUUUUUCCUCGAGGAAGAGGAAGAUACUAGAAAAAUAAAGGGGGUGGGGGAAGAAAAGAUCAAAAGUGUCGGGUAGUGUUGGCAAGUGUUGCGCGGGUGUGUUUUAAUUCAAAGUUGUCCCGUUGUGGAUGAUACGAAAGAAAUCUUGUGGGGUAUAUGGCUGUCUCAUAGAUCCAUCGAGACCUAUUUUUAUAAUUUCUCAUCGUUUUAUUUCCUCGUUGUCUCAUCCUGUCAUCGGGCUCUCGUCAUCGUGAUAUUUUAACUUGCUCGUGUUACACGAGUCGAAGAAGAAACCACAUCUACGAAGCAAGCAAGCAAGCAAGCAAGUAAGCAAGCAACAAGCAAGCCAGCCAGCCAGCAACGGAAUGUGGCACGAGCAGGCCCAACACGAUCUCGGAAGCUAUGCCGGCUGAGAGAGCAGUAGGAAGGGGAGACGGAAGUGGACCCACAUUGCAGCCACCUUAAGAGUUUGCGUGGGAGAUUUAGCUUGGCGAAGGUUUGCCAAGGUUAAGGACUCUUGUCAUCCGUUCGAUGAACGAUGCCGAUGUUGUCGUUCGAGGCUGAUCCUCGUUCGUUCCUCCUUUUUCUCCUCCUUCUCCUAUCAGAUCGGUGUUCCUCGAGCGGCAGUCCUUCUCCUGAAAGAAAGUGGCCCAAUAUUUAAAAGGAUUUAUCCCGUUGGGAAUCCACGUCAUCGCCAUGGUGGACCUCCUGUGUAGCAACUCAUUGAGCCCGGGCACGUAAAAAAACGACCUUGAUAUCUAAAACAAACGAAAAAGAAAACAAAUAAAUAAGUUGAUUGUUAAUCGUUAGAAUCGAAAGAUAAGAUAAGACAUUAACACCAUGUAAGGUGUUAAACGAGAGGACAGCCUUCCCCCCGUGAAAUCAGCGUCGAGUAAUGCUGAAACAUAUCCUAACGGGGCAACCGUCGUCAGCGGGCUCCAGGCAUCAUCACAAUGACUAUCAAACGAGCUCGGGCUCGUUGCACGCCAGCCACCAUCAUCACCAUCAACACAAUCUUCUUCAACAGGAGCAGCAGCCGCAACCACAACAACAGCAGCAGCAACAGCAACAACAACAGCAUCAUUACGGUGGCAAUGGGAGCGGAGGUACGAUUGCACGAGGAACGUCUGCAACGUCUGCUAGAACGAACGGCAUCGACGUCUACGAUUCCGUGGGUCAUUCGUCGUCGCAAAGGCCGACGACGACUACGACGACGACGAAUUCGUUAAACGUUCAUCACCAAGCAGCUACGACACCAUCCUCGGCUCAUCGACAUCCCUUGAAUCAUUCGCAGCUUAGUGUGAACAAUCUAUCCCAACGAUUAAAUCACUCCCACGCGCUUAAUCUUUCGACCCUGUCGACGUCGAAGCAUUCGGUGAACAGUGUCAGUCCGGUCGUUGGUGGUAGUAAUAACAAUAACAAUGGCAGUAACAAUAUCAAUGGACACACUAAUAAUAAUAAUAACAACAAUAAUAAUAAUCUGUCGAGCGUGCCAAGUCAAACUGUUGUCGGUGUCCAACUGCCAAUUCAUCAGGACAGACCUAAAGCGAACGGUGGCUUUGAUAUUUCGAGAUUAUCUCGAUUACCUAGCCAAACGACCCCGUCGCCAGCACCUGCUGCCGUUCAUCAGCCAACUAUGCCCGUUCAGAUCGGCGGACAUCCCGGACCGACCGUCAUACCUCUUAACGCCUCAUGGUCUUCUUCCCUAUCGAGGAAUCAUCGGUGUCACGAGGCUGGCGUUAAGGAGAUGUUAACGAGUCUUGGACUCCUCUGUUUGGUUUCUCUGUUACUCGCUCUCCUUUCCCUAAUCUUCUUAUUGAAGAUUUCACCGUUGACGGUCACGCCGAGUAGUCUCAUCAGCCCCGAGGAGUACACGAUCGUCUACGAGGUGACCUUGGCUUUAUGUGCGCUCGCUCUGUCCUUGAACCUGUGCUGCCUUCUGGUCUGCGCCAUACAGUUCCUCUUUGCAGUUAAACUCGUCAAGACGUCGUAUCAGGGACAUCGGAGCAACAAGUACCUGCAAAAGUCGUCUAUCAGCCGUGUCUGCGCGGUCGGAGGCUUUUUCAUUAGCAUUCCAGUCUUCUUAACCGGCAUGAUCCUAUACACGUUUAUACAGUUUCAUUCUACGCCAGCUAUAGUGACGUCUGUUUUUAUUGGUCUCGGCAUUGUAUUCUGUGGAUGCGCCAUGGUCCAUAACGUCUUCGUGUGGCAAAGGGAGAAGACGAAUGCGGUUAAGGCGCUUGCUCGCGAACAGUGCGAAGCGGCAGCUCAACUGCAGCGUCAACAACAGCAAUUACAGCAAAAUCAUCAUCAUCAUCAUCAUCAAUCGCAUCUCCUCCAACAACAGCAACACCAGCAGCAUCAGCAGCAUCAACAUCAGCUACGGCCGAGCCUUUAUCACAGUGGAUGCCCACCAAAAAUCGGUUCUUUGACGGCAACCCAUUCAAAUACCACUUUGCCUCAUCACGGUGGCAACCGUAAUAAUUCUCAAUAUCAUCAGCAACAUCAGCAUCAUCAUCAUCAUCACCAUCAUCGACAUUUAUCGUCACCAAUGUCGCCUCCAUUGUUAUUAUCUUCGACAAGUGCACCACUUGCUUCGACGCACAGUCUUUUAAACGUUGCUACGAAUCGUAGUAACGUUGUAACACCACCUGCUACGCCAGGUGACAGGUCACCGCCAAGUCCAACCAAUAAGUUCAAUAGGUCACAUAUAACGAGGGAAGCCAGUGGUAGCGUCAGUCCUGGCCUACCAGCAGCGACUUUGGAUCUUAGCAGUGCAGCUACAACCAACAGCCCUCAUGAAUUAUCUACUCUCGUGUAAAUAAUCGAGAUAGAAGAAUAAUUUAUCUAUUCUUAAAGACUUUAUAUUGAACUUUUAUCGAACGUUCGUGCGGACAUUUUCUCUCUUUCUCUCUCUAUCUUCUUCUCUUUCUCUUUCUCUUUCUCUAUGAUUUGGGACCACCUAAGAAUUAUCUCUGACGAUAUCAUAUAUAUCGUCUUUUUUUUAUUAAACUUCAAAGAAUCGCGACAACAACCUUCGUGAAUUUCUUUUUCCCUUUUUAAAAAGACAAUGUGUAUGUACUUUUAAAUAAUUGUGUAUUUACGUUAUUUUUGUGUCUUGAUUUAAAUUGACGAGACUAUUUUUUUAUGUGUUUUCAAUUUAAUUUUCACUUUGUGGACAAACGAUAAGAAAAAGGUGUGCGUGUGUGUGUGUGAAAAACGCUAACAUAUUUUAAGUUUCGAGAUUCAGCUGGUACCUGAUUUAUCUACGUACGACGUCUCAUUGAAAUUUCAAUCUGUUAAAUGCAAUUAAAAUACAUCGUUUUGUUAGUUUAAUUUCUUUUUUGGUUCCCCUAUGGAAAGGGAAGUUUUCAUCUUGUAUAGUGGUUUACCUUAUCAACAAAAAAAUAUAGGCGUCUUGAAUUUGUACGAAUUUAUAUUCUAUUUUCUAAAAUUAUUCUACUAAGAUAAUAUUGACUUUGCGUAAAUAGAAAUCAUUCGAUUCGUAGUUUAUUGUUGAUUAAGAAAUUGUUUGUUGUUGAUAAACUCUACACAACAAUAUAAAAGAUAAAUUUAAAUUAUUUCAUAUCGUUUAAAAUUAAUUACAAGUGCUAUUUUUCGUAAUAGAAAUUAUUGACAAAUCGAACUCGCAUUAGUCCAAUUUAAAAUGAUAUCAACAUACCACAUUUUGUAAAAAUCAAUGAAUAAUCAACGAAAAAAUACUUUUUAUUAUAAUGUCACAUUUCAUUUACAUAAAUAGCAAUACUUUGUGUCUCAUAAUAUUAUUAUUCUAAUUGAGAUACAUUUGAGAGCAUCAACAGGUAACACCUGUUGUUGUAACACCUGUUGCAUAAUAUAACUUAUAAAUUAUGCAAUCCAAUCUGUAAUUAUCAAAACGUAAGGUAAAAUAAGAAGAGAAGUUCUAUCUGUAAAAGAAACAACGACAACGACAAGAAAGAAUGAAAAGAAAGAAAGUUAUUACGAUCAAUUGUCAACAACUGGGUAAAAAAAAAAAUUGUAAAAAGAAAAAGUUUUGCGUUAAAGUAAUAUUAACCCUUUCAUUAUGGCAUAUUUUGGCUCGAA
Messenger RNA from Polistes dominula (European paper wasp), 4443 nucleotides. RefSeq lists its product as uncharacterized. NCBI's taxonomy places the organism in Eukaryota, Metazoa, Arthropoda, Insecta, Hymenoptera, Vespidae. The record is from RefSeq and is a predicted model, not a curated record.